CAAUUACAAUAGACAAUAACCACCAAUAUAAUUAUUUCAGACAAUAAAUUAGUCUUGCACUUCUCACGGGCAAUAAGUAUCUGCUUGACAUGCCAAUUACAAGAGACAAUCGCCAUCAACGUAAUUAUUUCAGACAAAUACUUGGUCUGGCGCUUCUCAAACGUACACGUACCCGCUCUGUGAUAGCUGCAUCGCCUCCCUUGCUCUCUCACAUGACCAAAAGUCAUGCCGAGCUCGGGGAUUGGGCUGCUCGUUUUGAUUGGUCAUGCCAGUCACGUGGUCACACAGACUGGCAACGAUGCAAAACGUCUUUACGAGCAGAUGUUUGUGACUGACAUGUACAACAAAUGGAUUCGCCCUGUUGACAAUCAAUCCAGUGCCAUAGAUGUGUAUGUAAAUCUGUACCUUCUGUCAAUCAACGACUUAAUAGAAACAGACGAGGUUCUAACGACAACAGCGUUUCUGUCCGUGAGCUGGAAUGACACGUUUCUGAAAUGGGACCCACAUACAUUUGGGGGAAUCAAGUUAUAUCAUUGGCCCCAGGACGCAGUUUGGAAACCGGACAUCGCGCUCCACAACUCAUAUCUGGAUUAUAAAGGGCUUGGUGACAAGACUCUGAACGUCUUGAAUAGACACACAGGCGCGAUGAACUGGAAUCCAUUUCAGGUGUUUAAAUCAACGUGUUCCAUUGAUGUCUUCUACUUCCCAUUCGACUACCAGACAUGUUACCUUAGAUUCCAGGCUUGGAGUUUUUCGAGACGACAGGUGCACAUGAAAAGUGGUUUCAAUGCUUCCGAAGGGUUUAAUCUUGAGUACUACGAAACCAACACCAAGUGGGGCAUCGUCAACACCAGUUGGCACGUCUAUCGUGACAAACAAGACGCUGCAAUAAACUUCAAAAUGACUCUUAAAAGAAAACCUAUGUAUUUCAUGAUGUCCGUUCUAUUGCCGAUAUGUAUGCUAUCUAUUUUAAACAUCUGCGUUUACAUGAUUCCUGUUAACUCUGGGGAGAAAGCAGGCUACGCUGUCACUGUUUUUUUAUCGUUUGCCGUGUUUUUAAGCAUAGUUUCUGACACCAAUCCACAAAACUCCGAAACAACCCCCUUAAUCACGUAUUUUCUCGUCAUGCAAACAGCUUCAAGCGCUCUGACAACAAUGCUUGCCCUCGUAUUCUCUCGACUGGAAAGCUUUGGAGAUGCAAAAGUUCCUAGUUCACUUGUAAAACUUAUGAAUCUAAUGAGAUGUCGCCCAUGUCUAUCAUGUGCUCGAAAGACUAAAGGUAAUGUAAUCGAACCAAUUGAUGACUCAGAAAAUGCAACGGACACGCCUAAGAAGGGCCCUUCUGUAAAAAUUGAUGGGACAGAUGCUGUUAACUUUCUAGACUUCAUGUGUUUUGUUCUGUUCUCGCUUCUGUUUAUAAUCUCGAUUAUGGUUUGCUACGUCUUGGCCACUUCAAAAGGUAGAGUGUACAACGAAGAAUUCAACUACAAAAGCAAAGACAUGUACGAGCAAUAUGGCGACACAUUGAUUAACGAUGGUACAAAUACUGAUCAUUCGGGUGAUGGUUAUGGGGAUGGUUAUGGGGAUUACCAUUACGAUUACUAUAAGUAACGAUUCCAAUCGCUGAAUUAUACAAAAAAUUCUUGCAACUGGUACUGCCAAAAUAAUCUGACAAUUUAAAUCUUGCUUGCGAAGAAAUCAUUUUUGUAUAAACUGGCACAUGCACUCAUUAGAUUUCCGAACAUAUUAUUGUCUCUUCUUCUAUUUUUUAUAAUCAAACAUCUGAAUUUGUAUGACCAUUUGGACUUCGUAUAUCGACAAUUGUGCAACCUCCGCUGUAUACAUUACCGCAUAUUCUAUAAGUUGUAUUAUUAUAAUAAAGUUUUCUUAUUAAUAUAUAUUAAACAUAACGCAAACAUUAUCAUAUUACCUACACUUUAAAUACACAAAAAGUUGGAAAUAGGUCCUUGUAGAUUUCGCUUACCAAAAGGAGAAAAAAAAUCAAUUGGCGAAAUGUCAGCGAUGUAGAAAGCUUGUAUUGUAUUCUUACACAAGCUCUAUUUUCUUGUUGCAGAGAUUUUUGGGAUUUGUUUAGAUUCGGCAAUCUAUUCCUGUUGUUAAAUAGUAGCUGUUCAACGGUCCUCAAGUUGUGUAUCCCAUCGGGACAAUUAAUUAGUAUAAGUUUAGAAUGUAUAUGUACACUAUGCAAAUCCAUAAUAUAAACACUUUAUUUUGGGAUUGCCUUAAUACACGAUAAUUCGUUUUAGUACCAGCCCAUGGAUAUUUUAGGCCAUUAGUUUACCCCGAUGCUUCAUAACACGUGCAUAACAUAGACGUUUUGUGAAAUUUCUUCACUGAUUUAGAGUGUUUAAUAUUCUGGUUUUAAUGACGACAUUCUAUGAAUGAGAUUUAUCAUACUUUGCUGGUUUCAUUUUUUUAACCAACUGAUUCUGAUUUAUUAGUAGUGUUCAUUUAUUUACAUGAUUUUACUAUGUGAUGUACUUUCAAGCUGUUUUUGCUUGCAUAGUUAUUUUAAUAUCAUUUUACUGAAAUCACUUGUUUACUGGUUUUAUGUAUUUAAUAAUACGUAUUUUGAGUGAAUCAUUAUAUUGAUUAUUUUGUAACCGAAUAAACUGGUUUAAUUUAUUUAAAGCACGUGUAUUGCCUUUGUUGAUCUCUGGAUAUAGUGCAUAUUAAUGAAUGGUUUUA
This is a messenger RNA of Dreissena polymorpha, 2709 nucleotides long. RefSeq names its product acetylcholine receptor subunit alpha-like. Gene Ontology annotation, molecular function: transmembrane signaling receptor activity; acetylcholine-gated monoatomic cation-selective channel activity. The record is from RefSeq and is a predicted model, not a curated record. The coding region runs from base 226 to 1611 and encodes 461 amino acids. Gene Ontology annotation, cellular component: neuron projection; postsynaptic membrane; synapse. NCBI's taxonomy places the organism in Eukaryota, Metazoa, Mollusca, Bivalvia, Myida, Dreissenidae. The transcript has 6 exons. Gene Ontology annotation, biological process: signal transduction; nervous system process; monoatomic ion transmembrane transport.